AGAAUGUCCACUGAAGAGAUCCCCAAGUCCGUCUUGCCUUAUCCUCCUAUCCACAAGGACGCCCAGUUCGUCGUCCUCUCUGACUGGGAUGGCACUAUCACCGACAGAGUGAGUGGCAGCUUCUCAGGAACCUUGAAUAAAAAUUGGAAACGAGAUGGAAAGCGGAGGUAACAGGGAGGGUCUGUGUUGCACGGAAGAAACGUUUGACGAUCUCAAAGGGAUCAGGCACUGACUCGCGAUGGACAAAAUAGGACAGCAAUGACUUGCUGGUGGACAACCUCGGUUUUGGUUUCGAAAAGAGACGUGCUUUGAACAUUGAAUGUCUCGAGGACCGAAUCUGCUUUAGGGAUACCUUCAAGGAGAUGCUCGAGUCUAUUGACAAGCCUUUCGAGGAGUGCAAAGAGUACCUCAAGCAGCACAUCAAGCUCGACCCUGGGUUCGAAAAGUUCUACAAGUACUGCCGAGCCAACGGUAUCCCCGUUGUCAUUGUUUCUUCCGGUAUGGAGGCCAACAUUCGCGCUGUCCUCUCUACUCUUCUCCCUGGCCCCGAGGCUGAGGAGAUCGAGAUCAUUGCCAACGACGUCAAGUUUACCGACCCCGAGGGCAAGGGCGACAAGUGGGAGAUUGUCUUUAGGCACCCUACCAGUGGCUUCGGACACGACAAAUCUAGGGCCAUCUUGCCUUACCGUGACUUGCCCCACAGGCCUACUCUGUUCUUCUGUGGUGACGGUGUCUCUGACUUGUCUGCUGCUAAGCACGCCGACUUGCUCUUUGCCAAGACCAUGCCCUCCGGCCACUCUGAUCUCCAAACUUUCUGCCAAAAGCAAAAGAUCAACCACCUUCCCUUCGUCGACUUCAACAAGGUUCUCGAAAAGUUGCAGGAGGUUGUGGCUGGCAAGACUGUGGACGACAUCUUGACGGAAGAGGGCAAAAAGUACUGAGCGGGAGAAUCUUGUCUCAGGCAUAGACUUGUAUCGGGAUAGACUCGCGCAUAGAUGAAGAAGACCUGUAGCUAACAUGCAUCACGCCUAGAUUUGGA
This is a messenger RNA of Cryptococcus amylolentus CBS 6039, 1039 nucleotides long. RefSeq lists its product as hypothetical. Gene Ontology annotation, molecular function: phosphatase activity. The record is from RefSeq and is a predicted model, not a curated record. Lineage: Eukaryota; Fungi; Basidiomycota; Tremellomycetes; Tremellales; Cryptococcaceae. The coding region runs from base 363 to 941 and encodes 192 amino acids. The transcript has 6 exons.